AUUUGCUGGGGAUUUGGCCACCCUUGUCUCGGAGAAGGCAGCCCAUUGGCCUCUUCCCCUUCCCAAGAAGGCGGCCAAGAUCCCCAAUCCCGGGUGAAUAUGCGACCAAAUCCAGUGGGUAUUAUAUUAUUUAAACAACCACGAGUUCUCUCCUGCGUGCUCGGUUCUAGUCUUCUAUCUCGCAUCUUGCAUCUCGCAGUUUCUGUCUCUCGUUUACCAUAUACCAGCAAUCAUCUCUUCGUGAUACCCUACAUCUUCUAAUACCUCAUCCAUUAACCCUAUCGUCACCAUGAAGUACUCUGCUGCUCUGGUCUCCCUGGCUCUCGCCACCAGCGUCGCCGCCCAGGGCUUGGCUGAUCUUCCCGAAUGCGCUCGUGAUUGUGCCACCCAGUACCUCCGUGGUGGGAUUGGCAACUGUGGUAGCGACCCCGAGUGCAUCUGCAAGAACAGCACCUUCCUCGACAGCAUCGCCUGCUGCCUCGUCGACGUCUGCAAUGAGGCGGACCAGAAGACCGCUGUUUCCGUUGCUGCGACGCUCUGCAAGGCCUUCGGCGUCAAUGAUCUCCCCACCGCUGUCACCUGCGCUACUGCCAGCCCCUCGGCCACCACUCCCGUUAGGACCUCGACUCGUGCCACUACAGCUGCCAACACUGACACCGCCGUGACCACCCCCGCCGGUACCGCUACCACCGAGGCCACCGAGGCCCCCAGCACCACCGAGACUGAUGCCCCUGAGGAGUCGUCCGCCACCGAGACCGAGACCGACGCUGAUGCUCAGGAUGCCUCUAGCACCAGCACCAGCACCAGCACCAACUUCGGCCCCCGUCCCACCGUCGCCGCCGGCUUGGGUGCCAUUGGUGGUCUUGCUGCUGCCUUUGCUCUCCUCUAAAUCUGAUCGAGUGGGAGGACGUUUGAGCUUGGCCUAGGGCAUCGCUGUGAUAAGGGGGGGCUGGGUGGACAGUAAAUGAAGCUCGGGGCGUGAGGGACGGCGUUGCUUGAUGUUUUGCGGAAGUUGAAAAUACCCAAUUUGAUAAAUUACUUUCUUAGCUUGUUGUAGCCGCAUGCGCAGUGUAACAAUAUGGUGGAGAGCCGGGGCCAUAGACGUUUUGUACUGGCUUUUCUCCGUAUAGCAUGGGGCUAACGAUGGCCUGCGUUACUUUUGAGACCCGCUCGUGGCUUGAAAUGUAUAUGUUCCAACCAAGCCUGUCAGUGUCGUUCUCUAAUAGUUGGAAGAUGCUGCAAAACGAUUCUGUAAACUCCCUCGAUUGGAAGUCAUCAAGAAAAACGAUGACCUUCAAGCAAGGCGCGGUAUUAUCAUUAAUCAUGUCAUAAUCCCAUAUCCCUAAUCUGUACUUCGCUGCUAAAGCCACCAUUUUCUAUCCCUUGACGCUCGCCAUGCCGUGCCACAUCAUGAGUAGUAUAAUAUACCAAUGGUCGUUCCUCGUCCCAGCCAAACAUGUUGAAACCAUAUCCUGUCCCAACACCAAUAUCUUAUGCCAUUCUUCCCAUAUAUAAC
Molecule: messenger RNA, 1516 nt
Organism: Podospora bellae-mahoneyi
Lineage: Eukaryota; Fungi; Ascomycota; Sordariomycetes; Sordariales; Podosporaceae
Exons: 3
Coding region: 290-889 (199 amino acids)
Source: RefSeq, a predicted model, not a curated record